Molecule: messenger RNA, 2072 nt
Organism: Gaeumannomyces tritici R3-111a-1
Lineage: Eukaryota; Fungi; Ascomycota; Sordariomycetes; Magnaporthales; Magnaporthaceae
Product: glutathione synthetase large subunit
Exons: 3
Coding region: 197-1813 (538 amino acids)
Biological process (GO): glutathione biosynthetic process
Cellular component (GO): cytosol
Molecular function (GO): ATP binding; glutathione synthase activity; glutathione binding
Source: RefSeq, a predicted model, not a curated record
UGCGCGGGCCGCCGCUGACGAAUCCGGGUUCUAGAACGAGCAAUUAGGCUGGUGAACAAAUACUCGGAGCGAGAAGCCUUGUGAGGGGGCUGGAACGCCACGCCGUCUUUCCUAAAACUGUGGGCCGAGCAGAAACUCUUGGUGUGUUUGGAAUCUUGGUUGACAAACUCACCUUGUCUAUCGUGUACUAUCAAACAUGCCAUCAACACAACCAGGCGCCGCUACUUCCCUGGGCCCUCCUGCUCUCGAUGAUGCCGAGACGGAGAGGCUGGUACAGACCGUCAAGGACUGGACCAUCGCGCAUGGCCUCGCGGUCCGCCCGCCCCCGGUCCUGGUGGCCGCCGAGGCCGACCCUGCCGGCGUCCUGGCCACGAGCGUCGCGGUGACGCUGUUUCCCAGCCCGUUCCCCAAGAACUGCUUCGAGCAGGCUCAGGCCGCCCAGAAGCCGUAUAAUGAGCUCUAUGCCAAGAUCAGUCAAGACGAGGACUUUCUCCGCCAAAUGGUCGAGGAGGUCAUGGAUGGAGACGAGUUCAUCUCCAAGUUAUGGGGUGUCCACCUGAAGGUCAAAGAAGAAGGCUAUGUCCAAGAUCUCUCCCUCGGCCUCUUCAGGUCUGACUACAUGGUACACCAGGACCUGACCGCGCCCGACUCGGUGCCGCAGGUCAAGCAGGUCGAGUUCAACACCAUCGCCUCCUCCUUUGGCGGCCUCUCGGCACAGACGUCGGCGCUGCACAGGUAUCUCGCUAGGGCCGAGUACCCGCUGCUCGGGGACCCGCGCCCCGCCGGCAGCCUCGACCUGCCCGAGAACCAGAGCACGCAGGAGCUGGCGGCGGGCCUGCGCGCCGCCUUCGAGGCCUACCCGGCGGCCUCGGAGGAGCUCGGGCACGAGCGCUGCGUCGUCUUCCUCGUCCAGGACGGCGAGCGCAACGUCUUUGACCAGCGCCACCUCGAGUACGAGGUCCAGGGCGGCAGCGGCAGCGGCAGCAACAACAAGGCCCACAUCCCCGUCUUCAGGCUGCCCUUCUCCCAGAUCCUGGCCCGCACGACCGUGGCCGCCACGCCGCGCCGGCAGCUCCUCUACAGCCCGCCCAGCAGUCCCGGGCGGGCGUUCGAGGUGGCCGUCGUGUACAUGCGCGCGGGGUACGGGCCGGGCGACUACAAAGACGACGCGGCGUGGGCCGGGCGGCUGCAGAUCGAACGGUCCGGGGCCAUCAAGUGCCCGACGGUGCUGACGCAGCUGGCGGGCAUGAAGAAAGUGCAGCAGGUGCUGGCCGCCGCGCCACCUUCCUCCUCGUCGUCCUCGUCGCCACCCCCGCCGCUUGGGCUGGGCCGGUUCGUGCCCGAGGACUCGGCCGCCUCGCAGGCGCUGCGGCGGACGUUUGCAAACAUUCACCCACUCGACGGCUCGGCCGCGGGGCUCGAGGGCCGGCGGCUGGCGCUGGACGCGCGCGAGUGCCUGCGCCACGUGCUCAAGCCGCAGCGCGAGGGCGGCGGCAACAACCACUACCGCGCCGCCAUCCCGCCCUUCCUGGGGUCGCUGCCGGGCGGGCCGUCGCACUGGCGGUCCUACAUCCUGAUGGAGCUCAUCACGCCGCCGCCCGUGGCCAACGUCAUCCUGCGCAACGGCAAGGUCGAGCGCGGCGGCGUCAUCUGCGAGCUAGGCGUCUUCGGGACCUGCCUCUGGAACAACAGGACGGGCGAGGUGCUGCGCAACGAGACGGGCGGGUACCUCCUGCGCACCAAGGGGGACCAGAGCGAGGAGGGCGGGGUGGCGGCCGGGUUUGGCUGCAUGGACUCUUGUGUGUUGGUCUGAAGUGCCGUAUUGACGUAUGCAGAUUAGGUACGAGGCAAAGACAAAUUUCAUGAUGGCGUUGUCUUGGUAGUUUGUUUGUAGAGACCUGAUUAUUACUUGAUGUGUCGUGAAGUUUAGGGGGAGGGAGAGCAUCUCAACUAUGUGUCCCUUAGCCCCAAGCAAGACAGUCAACUUGACAGCAUUCGACACCUAGCGCCUCUUAAGCCGCAGCUAGCAUCAAUAACACCACUUCCGAAGCUAUCUCUAAUUUGAGAUGUCU